CCCUCAGAUCAGAAUCAGACCAACACAGCCGCAGGCAGCAGCUACACUACUUGCUUGCUUUGCUUGUAACUACCCACAGCUAUUCCACUUGAAUUGGCCAGCGUUAGAGUUAUGGCCAACAACAAGCUCCCCGCCCUUCCCCUCGCCGCCGUCCUCCUGGCGCUCGCCGCGCCCUCACUCGCCGGCGACCCCGACAUGCUCCAGGACAUCUGCGUCGCCGACUACAAGUCCCUCAACGGCCCUCUGAGGCUGAACGGGUUCCCGUGCAAGAGGCUGGAGAACGUGACGGCCGACGACUUCUUCUCCGGCCUGCUCGCGAUCCCCGGCGACACGGGCAACGCGGCGGGGUCGGCGGUGACGGUGGCGAACGUGGAGAGGCUCCCGGGGCUCAACACCCAGGGCGUGUCCGUGGCGCGGAUCGACUUCGCGCCGUGGGGCGUCAACCCGCCGCACACGCACCCGCGCGCCACCGAGGUCAUCUUCGUGCUCCAGGGCUCCCUCGACGUGGGGUUCGUCACCACCGCCAACAGGCUCUACGCCCGCACCGUCUGCAGGGGCGAGGUCUUCGUCUUCCCGCGCGGCCUCGUCCACUACCAGAGGAACAACGGCGGCACCCCCGCCGCGGUCAUGUCGGCAUUCAACAGCCAGCUGCCGGGCACGCAGGCCGUCGUCCAGACCCUCUUCGGCGCCUCGCCUGCAGUGCCCACCGACGUGCUGGCCAGGGCGUUCCAGAUCGACGGCGGCCUCGUGGAGGCCAUCAAGUCCAAGUUCCCGCCCAAGUAGGCACCGCACGCGGGGCGUACAUAUGCUGCCAUGAAUUGAAUGAAAUUGGUGAUCCAUGUCAUUCGAUACCAUUACGGGUUUUAGUUCGUUUGAUACGCUAGCCGGCAGUACAUCAUCACGUUGUAUGCUACGUUGGGUUGUUUCGUGUGGUCAUGCAUGGCCUCAACACUUCACUGUUGCUGCUUUUCAACUUUGGCGUAAACCAUUUGUGUAAUUAAGAUGGUAUGUAUAUGUCACCGCCGGCAUUGUCUCUAUUAUAGAUGCUUCUUUUGGCACAGCUCA
This is a messenger RNA of Panicum virgatum (switchgrass), 1065 nucleotides long. RefSeq names its product putative germin-like protein 3-2. The coding region runs from base 112 to 783 and encodes 223 amino acids. Gene Ontology annotation, biological process: plasmodesmata-mediated intercellular transport; regulation of root development. Lineage: Eukaryota; Viridiplantae; Streptophyta; Magnoliopsida; Poales; Poaceae. The transcript is spliced from 2 exons. The record is from RefSeq and is a predicted model, not a curated record. Gene Ontology annotation, cellular component: plasmodesma; cell wall. Gene Ontology annotation, molecular function: manganese ion binding.